Messenger RNA from Scheffersomyces amazonensis, 1809 nucleotides. RefSeq names its product TATA-binding protein-associated factor TAF7. The record is from RefSeq and is a predicted model, not a curated record. Gene Ontology annotation, molecular function: RNA polymerase II general transcription initiation factor activity. NCBI's taxonomy places the organism in Eukaryota, Fungi, Ascomycota, Pichiomycetes, Serinales, Debaryomycetaceae. The transcript has a single exon. Gene Ontology annotation, cellular component: transcription factor TFIID complex. Gene Ontology annotation, biological process: transcription initiation at RNA polymerase II promoter; RNA polymerase II preinitiation complex assembly. Bases 74 to 1627 code for a protein of 517 amino acids.
ACGUAAAUUGACUAAAUAUCACUAACUACUACUAAUAACUAUCACUACUACAGUACAAUAACCAGUAGUAACUAUGGCUAUAAAGCUUAAGAUAAAAGUACCCUCUGGUGGAGGAGACAAUGGCAAACAACCGGGGGGUCCCAAAGUGAAAAUAAGAGCCCCCAGCUCUCCUCAGAAGCGACUUAAGAUCAGUCUCAAGAAGCCUGAACCAACACCCCCCAAUCUUAGUAUUAAUAAUAAUACUACUACUACUAAUAAUAAUAAUAACAGCACUAAUAUACCUCUAACUAAAGAGAAACCACGAGUAGUACCUCGAGUAAGAAUUAAACCUACUAGGAUUCCAGGUGAAGGGUAUGAUUCAGAAGCUCCUGAUUUAGAAGAUGAUCCAUUACUUGAACAAGGUAUAAUAGUACGAUUUCUUAAUGAUGUUAAUUUAGAUUUUGUUCAUAAUGCUAUUGAUUCAGGUGAUUUAACAGGAAUAAAUAUUAAAUGGGUGACUCGUGAAAAAGCUGUAGUUAAUGUCAAUGGAACAUUAUAUUCUGCUAGACUUCUUGAUUUACCUACUGUAACAGAAUUAUAUAAAACAGUGGAUAAAAAGAAUAUAUUUAAAACAUUUGAUAUAUGUCAGAUAUUAUUGGUAUUACACACAGUAAUACCGUCAGAAUUGAAUGUUGAAAGAGACUUUGAAGUACCUCCAGAAGUUUUAUUUACUCAUCCUAUUUAUUCUUUAUCAAAGUCUUCAGAAAUUAAGCAAAGUAAAUUAUUACUUCGUGAUGGGUUAGUAGAUCCAUAUCGUGAUGUAUAUAGAAGAUUCAAGCCUAGAAAGGCUCCACAUCGAAUAGCUGAUGAUAUUGAAGCAAGAGUUAAUGAAUUAAUUAAAUUAGAUGAUGAAGCAGAAGAAAGUCAUUUUGAAUUGGUAGAUCCAAAGAAGACUGUCCAACGUUUUGGAACAGGUACACCAUCUGGACCAGCAACUCCAAUGGCAACUAAGAGUUCAGUUGAACCAGAAGAGUUUAAUAUGAUCCAUGAGCCAGAUAAUUUAGAAGAAGAAUUGGAAAGAGCAUUGGAUGAAGAUGACUUCGAAGUAGAGGAAGCCGAGGGUGAUGGACAAGUGGAUAUGGAAGUAGAUGGCGAAAUAGAAGGAGAAGUAGAAGUCGAAGCAGAAGAGGAAGAAGAAGAAGAAGAUGAUGACGAGGAAGAAGAAGAAGAUGACGAGGAAGAAGAUGACGAUGAAGAAGAUGAUGACGAAGAUUCUAAAGCCGAUAAACAACAUGUUAAGUUAUUAGAAGAAGAAAUUGCCGAUUUAGAGAAGGUGGUUGAAUAUAACAGAAAGAAUCUUGCCACAGCCACUAGUAAAAUGUUAAAGAUGAAAUUCCAAAACACUUACACAUCCUUAAAGGCAUCAUUAGAUCAAAAGAAGAGAGAUUUAGUGAAAAUUUUGGAAGAACAAGAUCAAUUACAGAAGAAACUGGAUCCUAACCAUCUCGCUGUUAAGAAUGAUGGAGAAGAUGAAGAAGAUGAUGAUGAAGAAGAAGAAGAUGGAGAGCCAGAUGAAGGCGAGGGAGAUGGAGAUGGAGAUGAUGAAGCCAAUGAUGAUAAUAUGGAUGACCUUGAUGAUCUCUUUUAGUAUAUAGAUACGAUUAGAUUAGAUAUACUAUUCCGCGGAGGACAUUUUUAUUAACUAUGGGCAUCAUAACCUGUAAUAUAGCCCGUGCGGGAACCUGCAAAUAGAACCAAAUAAUUACCAGUCAAAUCUGUAAAUGAAUACGACAUCUCAUGCUAACCUGCAAAAACAGAAAAAAAAUAUAU